AUGCUGGAAGGCCGAUUCUGGGGUCUGAAUGAGAGCAUCAGCCGUAGCAUGUCGAACGAAGCUUCUCUCUCCUCUGCAUCUAUCGGCGGUGGGCCCUUAUCUCGCCUGGGCAUUUGCACGCUAUCCUCAAACCGAUCGUCCCAAUAUCGGAAGUAUUUACGGUUGAUUGGUAUACCAUCCUCGGUAAAGUUCAGUGUCGCUUCCCCACGCGCUCCAGCAGUGGCAAGAUACCGAGACUAUCAACAUGCCCACAGGCCAUGUCGUCCUCUGUCACAGGAAGUCCUUCAAAUAAUGGUCUUUGAGCGACGAUAG
Messenger RNA from Penicillium taxi, 312 nucleotides. RefSeq lists its product as uncharacterized. NCBI's taxonomy places the organism in Eukaryota, Fungi, Ascomycota, Eurotiomycetes, Eurotiales, Aspergillaceae. The record is from RefSeq and is a predicted model, not a curated record. The transcript has a single exon. Bases 1 to 312 code for a protein of 103 amino acids.